Cryptosporidium ubiquitum is the source of this 621-nucleotide messenger RNA. RefSeq lists its product as uncharacterized. The record is from RefSeq and is a predicted model, not a curated record. Gene Ontology annotation, molecular function: RNA binding; RNA methyltransferase activity. Gene Ontology annotation, biological process: RNA processing. Bases 1 to 621 code for a protein of 206 amino acids. The transcript has a single exon. Lineage: Eukaryota; Apicomplexa; Conoidasida; Eucoccidiorida; Cryptosporidiidae.
AUGGAAGAGAUUAAAAAGGAAGAAAAUCAUCAAAAUGAAGAAUAUCACAAAAAUUCUCCAGAGUUCUAUUUAGUAUUGUCUAAUAUAUCAAAAAGACAAAACUUUGGGACUUUACUUAGAAGUGCAUGCGGAUUUGGAGUUUCUGAAGUACUAGUAGUAGGAGAAAAGAAAUUGAUGACUUUUGGAAAUAAAGGAACUCUUCCACAUUUAAGCUUAACACAAUAUGAGAAUAUUGAUCAGGUUGUUGAUAUUAUUAAAGAAAAAGAAAUGGAUUUGGUUGGAAUUGAAAUAAGUAGUGAGUCAAGACCUAUAUACCCUCAUCCUUUUAAAAGAUCCACUGCUUUUCUACUUGGUAAUGAAGGUACUGGACUUAAUCAAAAAUAUAUUAAUCUUUGUGAUUACUUAAUUCAUAUUCCUCUUUAUGGCAAUGGAACUGCAUCUUUAAAUGUUGCUAUAGCUGGAUCAAUAGUAUUUCACCACUUUGGUAUUUGGGCUAAAUUCACUGAAUCUUCAAAAAAAGGAGCUAAAUAUCUUAUUCAAAACGAUAAAACAUCCAAUAUUAAAGGUAAAAUCAGGCAUUAUUUGUUUCCUUCUGAAUUAGGUAUGUCUUCCAAUUUUUAA